UGUCAAUCUCGACGACCACAUUCUACAGCUUGAUACCGUCCACCACCCCGUCUCUGGUGAUUCGUUGGCAAUAAUGUCCCGUCCGUCAUCUAUGGCUCAGCGUCCAUUGACGCUCACAGAGGAAUUAGAGAAACUCGAGCAGUCUAUCACACUGACGCUCCAAGAGAUCGACCACAAUUUCAGUCGAGCCCACCGCAUUGUGACGACAAGCAUUCUCCCCGUUGUCGAGCAGUACGCCGAAAGCUCACGAGAUGUUUGGGAGGGCGCAAAAUUUUGGAAACAAUUCUUCGAAGCCAGUGCCAAUGUCUCCCUAUCCGGAUAUGAGGAGACCCCUGAACAGGAUACGACCGCUGAGGAGCAGACCAUCACGACCGAAGACGAUUCCGCCAGCAUCUCCCAAAGCCAUCUUACUGAGACCGAAUCCUACCAAACUCCGUCCUCUGAGCACCUAGAUCUCAACCGCAGACCCGACGAUCUGGAUCUCACCUCCCUUAGUUUGUCGUCCCACAGCACCCCGCGCGUAGUACACCAGGAAAGAUCUCACGACGAUACCACCGUGACCUCAUCCACUGCGUAUCCCUCACUUUACCAAGGUAUGCACCAGGACAUCGACCAAGACCACGACCACGACCACGACACUGCCCUCUAUAAAUAUGAAGACGAAGAUGAAGACUCUUAUCUCCCCACCACCCCCGGAAAGCCCUCCUCCACCAGACACCAACGGCACCAGCAACCCUACCGGAACACAGACAACCUGAUGUCAUCCUCCCCGUUCGUCCCUCCCGUCUCCACUACUAAAACCCUCGACCAAGAGGGCCCUAUCAUGCACCGUCUCCACGACAAAACCUACCGCGUGCAAGCCACCCCCCUUGGAAAAGGAAAAGGAGCAGGCUACUACGACCCCACCAGAUCCAAAUUCACCAUCACCACACCCAAAUCAACUACUACAACAAACCCCAAAUACGCAUUCGAGGACUCUCCUCUCUCCAGCCCCGAACCCGAAGCGCCGCAGCUCAACUCCGAACUCUUUUCGUCUCCACUUAAACCCCAAACCCCGAAUACAGGGCGAAAGCGCCGACCAAGUAAGAAUAACCGACUUCAUAUUACCCCCAAGCCAGGAACUAGUGUUCUCACACCGGCAAAGGGUGGAUACGGCAAGCGGUCUGAGUGGGAUAGUGACGACGAUGAUGAUAAUGAUGCCGGAUUCGGUGACUAUGAUGAUGAAGACGAGGACGAGCUGGGUCCUAGUCCGCCGAAAACAAUGCAGUUUCAUAUUCCGCAGAGUCGGCUAAUGAAGACUCCAGCCAAGGAGGCUUCUAGGCGGAUUGUGGAGCAACUCCUCUACACGGCUGGUGCGAACGAUACAACGGAAGAUUUCGAGGAUGAGCAGAGUCCGAGUGUUAUUCGACGGGUGGAACAGCUUGAAGAUGAUACGUUCUAAAAGAGUUAAAAAGUUGCAUCUAGACCAGAACAAGCAUGAAUUAGCAUAAUAGGAAAAAAGAAAAAGAAAAAGAAAAAGAAAAAGAAAAAGAAAAAGAAAUAGUAUCUAUAGGUACAAUUGCAUCACACCCUC
Aspergillus ochraceoroseus IBT 24754 is the source of this 1573-nucleotide messenger RNA. RefSeq names its product DASH complex subunit ASK1. Gene Ontology annotation, cellular component: mitotic spindle pole body; DASH complex; mitotic spindle. Lineage: Eukaryota; Fungi; Ascomycota; Eurotiomycetes; Eurotiales; Aspergillaceae. The transcript has 4 exons. Gene Ontology annotation, biological process: attachment of spindle microtubules to kinetochore. The record is from RefSeq and is a predicted model, not a curated record. The coding region runs from base 74 to 1441 and encodes 455 amino acids.